GAAAGGGAAGGCCUCUCUCCAUCGUCAUCACGUCCGUUCGACGAGAAAGAUCAACGGUCCAUGUUAUUCGCCGGAUGAGCGCGAGGCAUGUCACGUGAUACGGUGGCUGCCUGGGUCGGUUCUCUUCCGCCUUUGGAACCUUCACCGACAAAAGAGAGGAAAAGGAAUCCCUCGGCAGAGGAGAGGGGCGGCCAUGGGAUCCAUGGCGAGGAACGACUGGACGAGGCCCAGGGAGAACGACGGCGCCAGUGCUGGAUGGAUUCUCUGGCCACGAAGUCGCGAAAGACUACGAAGCUCAACAGAUUCGUUCAUCGAUUUUGGUUGAAAGUUGAAACCAAAAAAACUAUACCACGGGGCUCUCUUCAGUCUGAAGAUUUUAAAACCAAGAAAAUAUUUGUUGGUGGGAUUCGGUCAACUCUUACAGAAGAUGAGUUCAAGAAUUUCUUCUCAAAGUAUGGAAAAGUUGCGAAUCACCGGAUUAUACGUGACCAUUCAACCAACAGAGCAUGUGGCUUUGGCUUUAUCAUAUUUGAUUCGGAAGAAGUUGUAGAUGAUUUGUUAUCUGAGGGAAAUAUGAUUGAUCUAGCUGGUUCUAAAGUGAGUUUUAUACAGUUGUUGAAAAAUGAUCUCAUUAAAAUUGAUCCAGGUUUGCCCUAUGUGCAUUUUGCACUAUUCCAUUUUGUGUUUUGGAAUUAUGAAGAUAAACAAGCAGUUAACAUGCUUAUUUUUGCCACACUGAUAUUCGAUAACCAUGUCGCAUUGUAGGUUGAUUUUGGGUUCAUAGAUAUUCCUGACCAAGGCUGUUGACUUUUGCAUGUAACAGGAAUUAGGUUAAUGCUGUUGCAUUGUUGUAGGUGGAGAUCAAGACAGCUGAACCAAAGAAAGUCUCAAACUAGCCGGCUUCAUAUGGUAGUGAACCUAGGCCACGGUCGUUUAGUGAUAGCUUUGGUGGUCUUGGCAACGCUUAUAGUGGUUUUGGAGGUGGCGGAUAUGGCCCUAGUCCCUAUAGGAUUCCUGGAGGUUUUGGUGGUAGGUUUGGUGGCUAUGGUGUUGGUGCUGGUGAAUUCGGUGGAGGAUAUGGUGGUUUUGAUCGAGGAUUAGGUGUGGCAACCUAAGGGAAUCUUCCCUUGGUCAUUCAAGUCGGCUUGGAUCUUAUGGGGGAGGGCUUGAUGGUGGAUAUGGGCCGAGUGGCUUCGGUGGCUAUGGUCACGGUGAUAAUACCUUUGGUCGUUAUGAUGCUUUCUAUGGUGGUGCAUAUGAUGAUUCUAGCCCAGGUGCCGAAUCUGGUGGAAUGUAUCAUAGUCGGGGAAGCUAUGGCAGUGGUGCUGGCAGUUUCUCCUCAGUAUGCUUUUCACGACAGCUUGCAUUAGUACACCAGAUGCAUAGUUCUUGAUCUGUAAUCUUUCCAAGGUCACCGAUAGGAGAUUAUUCCGGAUCAAAGGUUUGCUAGUUUGCUUGUUUGACUGUUGUGAGAGCCAUGUAAUACAUAGAACACAAAUUAGAUGCUCUAUGGUUUGUGUUUUCUUGCUCUUUUUUUGGUUAUUCUAGACUUGUAGACCACAUACCUUGGUGUGUAGAAUGCUUUAAUAUCAGUUUCUAUCCAGCAUUUGAUUUCUUGCUAGUUCUUUAGAUGUUCAUGUAAUGGGAGAUUGAAAUGAAAUUUGAUUGUUGGCAUCUCGGACUUGUCAAGUUUAGUUCCUAAGCUUCUGUUGUUAGUGCGGUCUGAUGUAGGUUAUUGUUUCACCGACCUCUACCUUUUACCGAGAACCAAGUUAUGGUUAAUGUUGGAUUCUAGGUUUUU
Messenger RNA from Musa acuminata AAA Group (dessert banana), 1801 nucleotides. RefSeq lists its product as uncharacterized. The record is from RefSeq and is a predicted model, not a curated record. Bases 88 to 765 code for a protein of 225 amino acids. The transcript is spliced from 4 exons. Gene Ontology annotation, cellular component: chromatin; nucleoplasm. Gene Ontology annotation, biological process: regulation of gene expression. Gene Ontology annotation, molecular function: RNA binding. NCBI's taxonomy places the organism in Eukaryota, Viridiplantae, Streptophyta, Magnoliopsida, Zingiberales, Musaceae.